Adineta ricciae is the source of this 1491-nucleotide messenger RNA. The record is from the annotation of a GenBank genome assembly. NCBI's taxonomy places the organism in Eukaryota, Metazoa, Rotifera, Eurotatoria, Adinetida, Adinetidae.
AUGAUCAAUUCAACAAACAAUAUUUCUUCGACAGAUUCUCAACGAAAAAUCUCACUGAUUAUUGGAAUUGGUGAUUAUGCCAGAGGACAAUCUCUGAAAAAUACGAAAAAUGAUGCGAAACAAAUGUCUUCUUUAUUAAAAACACUUGGAUUUGAAAUUCAUGGUGGAAAAGCACAAUUAGACUUGAAAUGUCAAGAAAUGGAACACAUUUUACUUGAUUUUCAAUAUUCGAUUAAGAAAGGAGAUAUGGUUUUGUUUUAUUUUUCUGGUCAUGGACUUCAAUGGGAGAAUCAAAAUUAUUUAAUUCCAAGUGAUAAUUUUAAUGAAGAUCAAGGUGAUUUAUGCGGUUCUGAUUUAGCAAAAUAUGCAAUUCAUGCACAAAGUUUUCUCAAUAAAAUUGAAAAUCGAGAACCAUUUGUAACAUUAUUUUUCUUGGAUUGUUGUCGAACUUACCAUCUAAGAAAUGAAAAUUUAACAAAAUCAACACGAGGUACUUUAUUAGAACGUUCACAUGGACUAAAAGCAAUGGAUUCGCAGAAGGCGGGGACGUUAAUUGCAUUUGCUUGUGCACCUGGAACAACAGCAGAUGAUGGAAAUAAUGAAGAAGAAAAUGGUUUAUAUACAAAACAUCUUUUAAGACAUCUGCGAACACCAAAUGAAGAUAUUGAAAUACUUCUACGCCGUGUUGGAAAUGAUGUGACAACUGAAUCAAAUGGACAACAAAUUCCAUAUGUGACUUCGGCUCUAAGACUCGAUCAUAUUUGUUUAUUUCAAGGAAAAAGAGAAACUGAUUUGAAAAAAUGGAAACAAAACGCACAAACUGUAGCAGGAGGAAAUGGAGAUGGAAAGCAAUUAAAUCAACUUUCAAAUCCUCAUGGAAUUUUCCUUGACAAGAAACAAAAUAUUUUCGUUGUGGAUUUUUCUAAUCAUCGAAUUAUGAAAUGGAACAAAAACGAUCAACAAGGACAAAUUCUUGCAGGUGGAAAUGAACAAGGGAAAAGAAUUGAUCAAUUGAAUCAUCCAAAAGAUAUGAUUGUUGACAAACAAAAUCAUUCGUUGAUCAUUGCUGAUAUGGGAAAUAGAAGAAUAAUUCAAUGGAAAAAUCAAAAUCAACAAGAAAUUCUCAUUGAUAAUGUUGGAUAUUGUGAAAAUCAUCGAGUGAUGAAAUGGAGAAAAGACGCACAGGAAGGAAUUAUUGUUGCAGGUGGAAAUGGUCAAGGAAAUCGUCUUAAUCAAUUGAAUUCUCCUCAAGGAAUCUUUGUCGAUGAUUUGAAUCAAAUUUAUAUUGCAGAUUGUGGAAAUGAUCGAAUUAUGCGUUGGCGUGAAGGAGAUAAGAAUGGUGAAAUCAUCGUUGGAAUAAAUUAUGGACAAACAGAAUGUUUAAAUCAAUUACAUUCACCUACGGAUAUAUCGUUCGAUGUUCAAGGAAAUCUUUAUGUUGCUGAUUACGGAAAUCAUCGAAUUCAAAGAUUCGAUUUGAAUUGUGAAUAA